AAAGUGCAUGGUGAAGUUUCACUUUUAUAAACCAGCUUGAGAGUAGGACUUUACUGUAACAGCGUGAUUCAUGUUCGUGUUCAUGAUUUUGCACCAAAUCUUAAUUAUAUCAGCAUUUAGUUUAUAACACUUAACUUACACUUUGCUUGAAACCUGUUUAGUAGUUUAAAAAUACAGUACAUGUACAAAAUGUGCUGUCUCCAGUCAGGUGAAGUGCUCUGUAGCAACAUGUAAUUGAGAUCCGACAUGUAUGUAUUGACGUGUUAGGCUAACCAUGCUUCAGCAUGAGCCCAGGUUAAUUACAUCACCAGGUUGGCUGGCAGACUUGUACAGACAAGUCCCAGUCAGGUUCAGGGGCUGCCUGAUGAAAAACACCUUGUCGGCACACACAAGCCAUAUCCAUGUAGAUAAUAUUGUGGCUGGCAUUUAAAUUGGAUGAGCUCCAACAGGGGUUCUGAUUACUAACAGUGACAUAAGGAACUAAACCUGGCCUAGCAAGUUCAGACAGUUGUCAACAAUAUAGUAUAUAGUGGACAUUCACUGUUGUAUUUUAAACAUAUGACAGGACUUGUACAUGUAGUUAUGUGGAGUGUGUAUUAGAUUAAAUGCGAGGAAUCCACUGACAGAUGUUAUGCUGUCCACUGUCUCACACUGACCUUUCAUUGUGUUGACCACUAAACCUGCUAACCAUGCUACACAGAGGGUACUAUUUCCGGCCUAUUAUGUCCGCAAGUCCCUUAGAUAAGUCAUCGAGUGACCUUUCUUCUUCACAGGUUGAGAGCACUACUACUACUACCAGCACCACAGGAAGUGGGCAAAGCCCCACAGAGACCACGACCACCACCACCUCCACUUCCAGAUCCCAGUAUGUAGUGGCUGAGGAAUACACUGUGGGUGUGCCUCUGUUUCGACCUAAGCAAGAACUCCUCAGAUUUUUGCAAUCAGUUGGAGCCACGGGAGAAAUCUUCACAAGGAAGGAGAUUUGUCAGUUCCUGAAACAGUACAUCGGGAGCCACAGCCUGUACGACCCCCAUGACCCACGACUAGUGUACUGCCAGGGCACUCUGCUGGCGGAAGUGUUUGGGGUGGAUAAGUUCACCAUCAGUGAUGUCCUGGAUCUUAUUGGAAAAAACUGUUACCAAGUCCCAGAUACUUGCAUCAAACGAAAGUGUCACUACGUGACAAGGCCUUCACAUGGUAGCAAUGCCAACCUAGCUGGACCUCCACAGUCAACUGUGCCUCAUCCCAUCUUCCCCAGCCACCAGGCUGUUACUAGCUCCGGGAGUGGUUCUCUAACCAUAGAGGUCUGCCGAGCGUCACCGAUUAUCACCAGUAGUACAGGACCCCAUACAACCUCAAAGGGAUGGAAGUCACCCAAAUGUACAACCGAGGAAGCUUCCUCUCACCAACAGGAUGUCCCUGCUGUAUCGGGGAAGAUGCCUUCACGAGCAACCACCAAAAGGAAACGCAAAGAUACGGGUGGAUCAAGCGGAUCCUCUGACACAAAACGUCGUCCAGCGUCAGUCAGUAUCACAUACAAUGAGCCUGACAACGAUGGUGCCAGGUAUCCCUGGUACUUCCAGGUCAAGAUGGAAACGACAGACGAUGAAAGCGAGGUUCUCAGUAUACAGGGGAAGGAGACGACACGUGUUCAGGACUCGACAGACGACAUGUGGUUCGUGGAGGAUGACGAGUCUGUGGCCGUGAACUCUCUUGCAGUAGAUGUAGAUUCUGAUACUUUCUCUGUUGAGUAUGAGCUGGAUUCAGAUGAUGAAGACAACACCAGUUCUUCUGAGUCGUCGUCUCCAUUUUCUGGAGGGGAUGUGUUGGUGGUGUGCAAUGAUAGCGAUGUCCAGUUUUGGGCUGACCAUUCAAGUGGACCGGAGACUGACACAGAGCUCUCUGACGAGGACAAGUGGUCUUGUCAAGAAUGUCAGACCAAGAAUUCUCCCACUCAAAGGUAUUGUUCCCGCUGUUGGAAGCUGCGUCCUGAUUGGCUGCCUGACAGAGAGGGUGAGACACGCCAGUCAAAGUACAGUAAGAGGCGAGUUAAGGCUGUCCCUGGUGAGGUUUCAUCUUCUGAUGGAGAAAUACCGGAUUCUGGUGUAUACACUAGUUGUAGCUCUGCCACACCAACAUGCAGUCAAACAACCGAUGAAAAAUUAGAUGGUAUUGAGGAUUCUAAAUCUGACAAACAGAAUAGGAUAUCAUGUCCAGAGAAAGAAAUCUCAUUGAAAGACAGCCCACAGGCAAAGUUUAUAGGAAUGAGAAGAACUUUCUUAAACUACAGAUCUUUGAGUGACAGUUCCAAAGAAAAAGAUGAAAUAUUGAAUGAAAAAAUUGAUGGAGAAAAAAUAUUUCAACUGAACACUGAAUCUCAAGCAACCGAAAAAUUGUCAAAAGAGGAAACACCAGUGUGCGGGCCCGAGGAAAAGACUCCACAACAAUCAAAUGAUUCAAGGUCGGGUGUGAUUCUGCAGCCGUUACCUAGUGACAUGUGUAUGACAUGUCUUUGUCGACCUAAAACUGCAAGCAUCAUCCAUGGUAGCACAGGUCAUCAAGUCUGCUGUUUCAAGUGUGCUCGUCGCCUUAAACGUCAAAGAAAACCCUGUCCAGUAUGUCGCAGACCUAUACAGAAAGUCAUCAAAAACUUCAUUUUGUAAAAACAGAAAAAAUACACAGCAAAGCCUGAAAUAUCCUUUCAUUGUCAAAAUAUAUAUUUUUCAUCUUCUCUUUGUCAUCAAAAGUAUGAAUAUCUGUUUAUCUCAGAAAUAUGAAAAAUUAAAAUGUCAGGUAAUAUAAAAAGUACAAAAUUAAUGUCCAUUUUACUAGUAAUUGUUUUUUAAUGUUAUGUAUGUUAAACAAAUCUUUUAUUUAUUGUGCAAUUUAUAAACAUACAUGUACAUCAUAACUUUGUAAGCAUUCCUUGGAUCAUACUUUUAUAUGUACUAUAUCUGUAUUAUCAGUUAUAAAAAUGAUAUGAUGUUUAUAAAUGGUACAUUGUAAUUGUAUUUUGAAAUAAUUUUUUUGUCAGAAUUUAGGAAAAUCAAAAUGUGAAUUUAGGAUCAUUACCGAUACAUUAAAUGCACCUAUAUCUAGCAACACUAUACAAAGUUUAAUGUACCGGUAGAAAUUAUAUUGACAAAGAUAAACCAGACCAGGGUUAUUCUUUAUAUCAUACUCUCAUAUCUUCUGAGAAUCUUAUAUAUUGAAAUUAUGUUAUGAAUUUAAAAAUCUCAUUUUAUAAAAUUGCAAUAAGAGCCUUUGAAAUAGGAGGUUCAAACAAAACAGUAUAUCUUUACAACGUAGGCAUUAUUUUUAUUUGCUGAAACUAGCACAUGUGUUCGGCCUCCAAUAUUCAAUACUGAAUGGAUUAAAACUACUAAGUUACCCAGGAAAAUGUUUCCCCUAUUAUUAACAUUUGGAAGAUAAUUUUUGGGCAAAACUUUGAAACUAUUUAAUAUUUACAACAUGCUACUUUAACUUACCAUCUCACCAAGGCAUAUCUGUUACCCAGGGUAUAAUAUUUUAAACAGACACGGCUUGCGACUGUGAUUUGAUAAUCACUAGCAGAAUGGUUUUGGUCACACUUUGUACCUGUUUGUACAUCAAUUUAUAAUGGCCACUGUAUUUCUGGCUUUUGCUGCUAUAAAGGUCUUUCAUCAAUUGUAUAGUGUGUACAUACAAUCCUUGUAUUGUAGAUGUUAUCAGUGCAAUGCUGAGCCAAGUUUAUUGAUGAUUUGUUGGGUUAUGUUUGUUUCGGCACUACCUCAAAUAAUUCCCAGUGUUCAAGUUUCUUUGUUUUUUCCAUAGCUUUGCUGCAAGCAUUAAUUGAUAAAAGGAGGUGUAGAAUUAUAUCAUAUACAGUAUAUAAUUAGGUAGUAAGGCAAAGGUUGUAUGAAUUGAAGUGUAAUAAUUCUCAUAGCAAAUGUCUGCCAGGAUAAAGUGCAAUGUUAAACAUGUGUUCCUUCAAUGUAGAUAUUUUUACAUUUAUUGUAAUUCAUCUAUUGUCAUCAUGUAUACUAAUGACAUAAGUCACUACCAUGUGCAAAUGAUAUGAUCAGGUCAGCCAGUUAGUGUCUAUUUUCAGCCCACCAUCAUCAGAUGGUGUUCCAUUCAAAUCGCCCUCUGUCUGUGGGAUUGCAUCUGUCCUUCUGUAAACCUUGAUAUUUAUGAUAUUCCUCAAACUUCAGGUGUAGGUUCCCCUUGGUCCUUAGUUGUGCUAAAUGCAUUUAAUUCUUUGAUCAGAAAAACAAGAUGGCCAACUGGUGGCCAUCUUGGAUUUUGAGAAUUAAAGUUUGUUAUUGCUAUUUCUUGAGAAGUACUGGAGGGAUAUACCGCUAACUUCAUGUGUAGGUUCCCUUUGGUCCCUAAAUGUGCAAAUUAAGAUUUUUGAUCAGAUAAACAAAAUGGCCAACAGGCGGCCAUCUUAAAAUUGUUAUUGAUCUUUCUUGAAAAGUACUGGAGGGAUAUUUCUCAAACUUCACAUUUAGGUUCCAAUUGUUUAUGUUAUCAGAUUAUUAAGAGGCAAAAAAAAAGAAGGAAGGGAAAAGUAGACAGAAGAUCGGUCUGACUUGGAACUAAUAGAGAUCAUUCAGUGGUGGGAGCCAACUGCCUCUGGGAUCUCUUGUUGUUAGAAUUGAAAGAAUCACAUGGUAAUUUAAAUAUAAAUACUUUCAAUAAUAAACAACAAUUUUAUACAAGUUUCUAAGAGCUAAAAUAAUAAAAGUAUUGCCAGAAACAAAUAUGUAAAUACAAAUGUGAUGAAUAUAAAAUUAAAUUGAUUAUAAGGCUCUUUACUUGGUGGCCCUUUGAACAAAAGUCUUUAACCCAUGAUUGUGAAAGGGUCCGAAAAGAUUUGUUAGCUCCUCAGGUUGGCAGCAUUGAAGAGAGUACUGUUGUACUACUUGUAAACAGAUUUUCUUGGUUACAACAAUAAUUUGACUGUGUUAUGCUCGUUUACAACCAUAUAUUUUACUGUUGUAGCUGGGUUUUUUUUUUUUAAUAGUGCUAAGGAAAUUAAAAAAACUCUAAAUUUAUAAUAAGGGUUUAUUUAUACACUGUACAUUUUUGUAAGUUUUGUAAUAGUUACUUAACAUUAAGCCUGAAUCAAAUAAACAUGCAUAUAUAAAGUUCUGUAUAUACCUUCCUUGGGGCUUUGAAGUAAAAUUUGUACCUUGUCUGAAAAGAGUUACCAUGCUUUUUGAACAUUUCUUAUUUUUCCUUUAAUAAUUAUUCACUUAAUAUUAAGUUUAUAGAUUUUCAUUUUCUUUGCAAAAAAAGUAGAAGAAAUGGGAUUUGCAGUAAAAUAAACAGCAUAAGACUAUGUUAGAUGGCUUUGUAUGCUAAAUUGACUCAUCAGAACAGGUUUCUAUUUUAUUUAGUGACUUGUUUUACUAGAAUAAGUUUCUUUGUGUAACCGGUCAGAAUAGUUUCUAUGUGUGACCUGUCAGAAUAAGUUUCUGUGUGCGACCUGUCGGAAAAAGUUUCUAUGUGUGACCUGUCGGAAUAAGUUUCUAUGUGUGACCUGUCAGUAAGUUUCUAUGUGUGACCUGUCAGAAUAAGUUUUUGUGUGUGACCUGUCAGAAUAAGUUUCUGUGCGUUACAUGUCAGAAUAAGUUUCUGUGUGUGACCUGUCAGAAUAAGUUUCUAUGUGUGACCUGUCAGAAUAUGUUUGUGUAACUUGUCAGCAUAAGACUUUGAGAGUGACUUGUCAGAAUAAGUUUCUGUGUAACUUGUCAGAAUUUGAUUCCGAGAGUGACUUGUCUGAAUAUGUUUGCAAGAGUGAUUUGUCAGCAUAAGACUCUGAGAGUGACUUAUCAGAAUAAGUCUGAUUUGUCAGAAAAAGUAACUGUGAGUGAUUUGUCAUAAUGUGUUUCACCGGUCCCAUACUUGUUCAUUACUUGCCAUCAAGCCCUUUUGUUUAGACUUGGGAGCCUCUCCACAGAGCCAUUUAGUACUGUUGUAUAUGUUACUGUCAAAAUUUCAUUUGUUUAAUUAUUACUUCAACAAUGUAUAAAAGUUGUGCUUCAAGAUGUAAACGUUUUUAAGGAGUGCUUCAUUUAGAUUAUUUUCCUGUUGAAGAUUUUAAUCUGUUCAAACCUGAAUACAAAGUGCAGUUUCUUGUCACCUUUGUUCGUCUGUUCCAUAAUUAUUUUGUUAUAUACAUUCUGUAUACUGUUAACAGGUAUAAAUAAAUGUUGUACUAAAAUA
This is a messenger RNA of Pecten maximus, 6213 nucleotides long. RefSeq names its product protein Mdm4-like. Gene Ontology annotation, biological process: regulation of cell cycle; negative regulation of apoptotic process. Gene Ontology annotation, cellular component: nucleus. The record is from RefSeq and is a predicted model, not a curated record. Lineage: Eukaryota; Metazoa; Mollusca; Bivalvia; Pectinida; Pectinidae. The transcript has 11 exons. Bases 690 to 2663 code for a protein of 657 amino acids.